This is a messenger RNA of Tachysurus fulvidraco (yellow catfish), 3255 nucleotides long. Its product is annotated as cadherin-like protein 26. Gene Ontology annotation, molecular function: cadherin binding; calcium ion binding. Gene Ontology annotation, biological process: adherens junction organization; calcium-dependent cell-cell adhesion; cell-cell junction assembly. The transcript has 17 exons. Bases 108 to 2570 code for a protein of 820 amino acids. Gene Ontology annotation, cellular component: adherens junction; plasma membrane; catenin complex. The record is from RefSeq and is a predicted model, not a curated record. NCBI's taxonomy places the organism in Eukaryota, Metazoa, Chordata, Actinopteri, Siluriformes, Bagridae.
AUAUAAAAACACACUCCUCCUCUUACCCUCACUGUAGACUGGUAUGUGAGAUCGGUGAAGGUUUUACAGCUCCGUCUUUCACUCCUGUUUAUUCACUAGUACAGAAAAUGAAGAUAUGGACUUUCAUGCUUCUCCUCACACUGUGUGCAGUUGCAGUGUCGGCCUACAGCAAGAUCAGGCAGAAGAGAACAUGGAUCAUUGACUCCUUCACGAUAGAGGAAGAAAGUCCUGGCCCUUUCCCAUACGUACUCGGCACUAUUCAUAUAGAGAAAAAAUAUUUAGUAAAUUUUCAACUCAGCGGCAGUGGUGUUGAUAUGGAACCCACAGGCGUGCUGAGUAUCGACAGUAAAACCGGUGAGGUCCUCGUGCAUAAAAAAAUCGACUUUGAGGCCUUUCAAGUCCUCAAGCUAAAGUUUGAAGCAAAGAAUGUCUCAAAUGACAAAGUGGACACGAGGCUCGGCGUUGAGGUCAAGGUCCAGGAUAUUAAUGACCAUGCACCGGUUUUUAAACCUCCUAGCUAUAAAAAAGAUAUCAAUGAAUCUGAAACUCAAGGUAAAUUGAUUCUGACGGUCUUUGCGUCAGAUGAUGACGACGCAUCCACCAACAAUGGCACCUUCGAAAUCAGACUUGUCUCAGUCACCCCAAAAACAGAUAAUGUUGAAUUUUAUAUAAAACAGAAUGAUGACACAGGAAGUAUUUAUUUCAAAGGCUGUUUGGACUAUGAGAAAGCCCAGAAAUAUACCCUCCUGGUUGAAGCGAAAGACAAAGGAGACAAAGUGCAGUUGUCCAGCACAAGCACAGUGGACGUGAACAUCGUCGACCAAAAUAAUCACCUCCCUGAAUUCACUGGUCACACAGGUCCUGGAAAAAUAAAAGAACGAGAGAGUGAAGUGGAAGUUCUACGUGUACAGAUAAAAGACAAAGACACGGAAGGUUCACCAGCCUGGAAAGCUAAAUUCACUCUUCACGGAGAUCCGGACAACUAUUUUAAAAUCCAGACGGAUCCCAAAACUAAUGAAGGAAUUUUGACUGUUAUCAAGGCGAUGGAUUACGAGCAGCAAACUUCAAGAAACGUGUCAAUCAGUGUGGAAAAUGAGGUGCCCUACUUCUCCUGUAAAGUGAAAAAUCCUACUUCGAACGGUUUAUGGGAUGUAGAGAUUUUAACUGAAAAGUCCAGCAUAAUUAAAGCUAAAGCUUCUCAGCUUUAUAACGCCACUAUCGCCGUCGAGGACAUCAACGACCCGCCAGAAUUUGUACCACCUGUUAAAGAAAAAAUGAUCAUGGAGAAUGCAAAAGUUGGAACCUAUUUGGUAACCCUUACAGCCAGAGACACAGAUAGUUCAUUCGCCAGCUCAUUUUACUUUGUUAAAGGAGAAGAUAAAGCUAACUGGGUGAAUGUAGAUUCAAAGACUGGGCAGGUUACUACAGCCAAAGUUCUGGACAGAGAAUCACCAUUUGUGGAAAACAAUGCCUACAAUGUCACUGUGUAUGUUGUAGACAAUGCUGAACCUCCACUGACCGGUACAGGGAUGGUGGUCAUCUAUCUAGUAGAUCAGAAUGAUAAUGUGCCGCUGUUGCAGAAGGCCAGUGAAAACGUAUAUGUGUGUUUAUCAGACGAGGAAACUAUGACUAACAUCACUGCUGAAGAUCUGGAUCUUCCACCAUACAGUGAACCAUACCACUAUGAGCUCCUGGGAGAUGUCAAGGGAAAUUGGAGAAUCGAACCUAACCCUGGAACGACUGUAAACCUUAUCCGAGAGAAGAGCGUACUUUCAGGACGUUAUAUGCUUUCGAUCCAAAUAUUAGACAACCAAGGCAUUGGUUCGGUCCAAAACGUGUCCGUCACUGUGUGUGACUGCAGCAUCACACCAAACUGCCAUGUUCAGAGAUCCGUGUCUGCACAACCGAGUCUUAGUGCCAUUGGGAUCAUAAUGUUCGCUUUCUUGUUACUGCUAGUGUUUCUUCUAAUGGCUCUUUUGCUAUCGUGCAAACCACAGAACGCUAUGAUCCCAAGUGAUGAUGCUCCUGACUGGUAUCUUAUUAACUCCAACAUUGAGACACCUGGAACAGACUGCAAGUUGCCAUCUAAAAUGUUACAAAUGGAUAUGAGUGAGAACAACCUGAAGACAUCCAAUCCAGUUGAAGCUCAAAAUGGGAUUUCCAGUAAGGAUUUACCGUUUCACAACGGCUUUGAAUCAUCCAGUGAACAACAAAUCAUUAGGAGAUCUCUCCGACGGAGUUCGACAAGACGUUCUUACAGACAGAUCAUCAAUUACGACGCGAUGCAAUCGAUGAGCAGAAAAUAUUCUACUUACCACUUAAAUGACCUUCAUAUGAGAGAAGCAUUGUUGACCCAGCUCGAUCAUAGCCUCCUUCAACUCCAGAACCCACAAGAGGAGCUUGGUGAUUAUAAACCACGCUGCUAUGCAGAAGAAGGAGAACUCGAGGAAGACCAUAGACUUGAGACCCUCUCCAUUCCUGAGACAGAUUUCGAUCUAGACAUCUUUACAUAUUCAGAUAUCCAAUUCAACAAAUUGGCAUCUGUGUGCAGGCCGGAUCUAAUGUCAUAGGAUGAGAAAACACCGAAACAUUAAUAAUCAUUAAAUAUUUUAGCUCGCUCUUUGUGAGACGCUUAAGGUUAGUGUUGUAAGUUUGAAAGGCACUGACAUAUGUAGGUUAUUCUGAAUUAGCAUACCUACCUCAUGGAUGGAUGGAUGGAUGGAAAGAAGGGCACAUGUUUGACCGGUUUGCUUCCACUUCCUACAAACUUGCAUAUAUUUGAACUGGCUACUCAACAUCGCUCCUAGGUUUUGUUUUAUACUGUAUGAGUGUGGGUACAGUAUGUGUGUGUGAACUAACAUCCAACCCAGGACUGAGACCCUGGUUAGGUUAAGGCACUUACUCAAGAUAAAAGAAUGAUGGGAACAAUAUUUUUUAAAGAAAACUACAUUGGUUGCAGCUAUAAUUGGGUUGUAUUGUAUCUUAAGUUCUGUGUUAGUAGUUGGUGGAAGAUUUUUUUUAACUCAAAGUACUUCUACUUUUAUUUGAUAACUCAAAGUACUUAUAAUUUUAUGAUAAUUAAACAUAUUAAGGGUGUAAUGCAAUACCACUAAUGGUACCUGUAUAGUGAUGUAAAUAUCUGCAUCUGUAUUCAGAUUUGAACCGCUGCCAGAACUUUGUAGCUGGUACACAGUGGUGCUGGGAGUCAGAACGGUGUACUUUAAGCAGUAUUCAUUAAAAUGUCCACUUACUGUA